CUCGCGGUCUCUUUUUCUUCAGAUUAAAUUUUGGAUUCGAGAAUUUUAGUCCCUGUCGGUGAUUAGUAGGAAGAUGAAUUUUGUUUUCCGAAUUGGUCUAAACGCGAAGACGACGACAAUCUGGAUGGGUUUUCUGGUUUUGCUAUCUUGCUGGGUGAACAAAAUGUUUCGAAUAUCCCGUACCAUUUAAACUCGUGAGCUCUUCGUUCGAGAUUUUCAAUCUCAUUCGUGUAAUUGUGGGUUCUGGUCACGAAGCUAUAUUUUUGUAAAGGGAAAGUGAAAUAAAAUAGACUUUUCAAUGGCAUGGAGAUGUUAUGCAAACCUUGCUGGAUGAGGAGAAAUGCAUCUAUCGUCUACGAGAUUGCACGUAUUAUGGACUAUGAAAUUAGAUUCGACAAUUUGUGGUGUCUAUGUUCCCUAAUGACUUAAAUCACAGUGGGAGAUUACCUGGCCUUGGACCUCAAGCUAUGAGUACUUCGACCCAUGGAACGUUUUCUUCAUCAAGGAGCAUUGGAAAUGUGAGAAACGAGCCAGAUCACCUUCUUGUCCUUGUUCAUGGCAUCAUGGCUAGCCCACGAGAUUGGACUUACUUUGAAGCAGAGUUAAAAAGGCGUCUGGGAAGAAACUUCUUGAUAUAUGCAAGUUCCUCAAAUACUUUCACCAAAACUUUCACUGGAAUUGAUGGAGCGGGAAAAAGGUUAGCAGAUGAGGUCUUGCAAGUGGUACAAAAGACAGAGAGUUUAAAAAGGAUUUCUUUUUUGGCUCAUUCUCUUGGUGGUUUGUUUGCGAGAUAUGCUGUUGCUGUCCUUUAUAAUAACUCAAAUACCUUGUGUAGCAGCAUGCCCAAUGAUCUUGGCAAUUCUUCAAAAAGAGAUACAAUUGCAGGACUAGAGCCAAUCAGUUUCAUUACCUUGGCAACUCCUCAUUUGGGAGUGAGAGGUAAAAAUCAGCUUCCUUUUCUUCUUGGAGUUCCCUUCCUUGAGAAACUGGCUCCACCAAUAGCCACUAUUUUUGUGGGCCGAACUGGUAGUCAGCUGUUCCUUACCGAUGGCAACCCUGAUAAACCACCACUUCUCUUAAGAAUGGCAUCUGAUUGUGAAGAAGGGAAAUUCAUAUCUGCCCUUGGUGCCUUUCGUUCCCGCAUCCUUUAUGCCAAUGUAGCUUAUGAUCAUAUGGUUGGUUGGCGCACAUCGUCUAUAAGGAGAGAGAAUGAACUUUUCAAGCCCCCUCGCCGAUCUUUGGAUGGCUACAAGCAUGUUGUAGAUGUAGAAUAUUAUCCUCCGGUUUCCUCGGCUGGUUCCCAUUUCCCCCCAGAAGCAGCUCAAGCAAAGGAGGCAGCUCAAAAAUCACCAACCGUGCAUAAUACGGUGGAUUAUCAUGAAAUCGUAGAAGAGGAGAUGAUUCGUGGCUUGCAACAGUUGGGAUGGAAAAAAGUUGAUGUCAGCUUUCAUUCCUCAUACUGGCCGUUCUUCGCGCAUAACAACAUCCACGUGAAAAACGAAUGGCUUUACAAUGCCGGUGCAGGUGUUGUUACUCAUGUUGCAGACACCCUCAAGCAACAAGAACCGUCUUCAUUCGCCACUGCAGCAGCGAGCUUGUAGCAGUGAGCAGUAGAGUUUAAUCGUGUUGGAGAAUCAGCACAGUACAAAGAUGAGUGAAUAUCGCAGAUCGAUUACGUUAGUGUUGUUAUAGUUUUUAGUACGGAGAAAUUAAGGUUAAUUCUACAUUUUCUUCUACUACAAUAAUGAACUAAUGAUGUUGUUUAAGGAAAAACAACAUAGACACACUGGUAUAUCUUAAAUCAACUAGUUGAUUACCUUUUAUUUAGUACUUUUUCCCUGA
This is a messenger RNA of Momordica charantia (bitter melon), 1842 nucleotides long. RefSeq names its product Hydrolase-like protein family. The record is from RefSeq and is a predicted model, not a curated record. Gene Ontology annotation, biological process: lipid metabolic process. Lineage: Eukaryota; Viridiplantae; Streptophyta; Magnoliopsida; Cucurbitales; Cucurbitaceae.